AGAAAAUCAACAGCGCGGGCUACGUUUCAGACCUGCCAUGGCGGACUCCGGGAAUGACGACGAACCGACCAUUCCUCGUGCUGCCAUCAACAAACUUAUCAAAGAACUGGUGCCGAACAUUAGGGUUGCUAACGAUUCAAGGGAGCUGAUUCUAAACUGCUGUACCGAGUUUAUCCACUUGGUGGCGUCGGAGGCUAAUGAGAUUUGUACAAAAGAGGGAAAGAAGACAAUAUCACCGGAACAUAUUCUAGGAGCUCUAGAAAGCCUGGGUUUUGGCUCGUACACAGAGGAUGUGAGAAGUGUUCUGGAGGAGUGUAAAACAGUCGCUGCCAAGAAACGGAGAGCGAGCACACGGCUGGAGAACCUGGGCAUUCCUGAGGAGGAGCUCUUCAGGCAACAACAGGAGCUCUUUGCUAAGGCCAGACAACAGCAGGCUGAGGCAGAGCAGCAGGAGUGGCUGAGGAUGCAGCAGGCGGCACAGGAGACCCCCCAGCCACAGGAGGGGGGUGGUGCUGCAGGGGGGGUGGAGCAGGGGGCGGGGGACCAGGACGACUCAUGAGGGAAGGGGGGUUCUGAUAUUAGGGAGAGGGAUGAUUGAUUUGAACGUAACAGGAAGAUAUAUUUUCCACAGAUUUUGAUGUAAAUGUAUUUUUUGUUAAUAUGUCACGUGUCACAACCCAACAUGUCACAAGAUGAUUUUACUGUGGGCCAAAAGAUACAGUAGUUCAAGUUGGUUCAACUAAUUGGAUUGUAGAAGUAAAGAAAAAAGUUCUAAGGUUUCACCAUCAGACAGAUGAUUGUAUAACAACCAAAUGUGGGAGUAGAGGAGUUAAAUCAUUAAACCAUCCUUUGCUUGA
Branchiostoma belcheri (Belcher's lancelet) is the source of this 857-nucleotide messenger RNA. RefSeq names its product protein Dr1-like. Gene Ontology annotation, biological process: RNA polymerase II preinitiation complex assembly; negative regulation of transcription by RNA polymerase II; positive regulation of transcription by RNA polymerase II. Bases 38 to 559 code for a protein of 173 amino acids. NCBI's taxonomy places the organism in Eukaryota, Metazoa, Chordata, Leptocardii, Amphioxiformes, Branchiostomatidae. The record is from RefSeq and is a predicted model, not a curated record. Gene Ontology annotation, cellular component: negative cofactor 2 complex. The transcript is spliced from 5 exons. Gene Ontology annotation, molecular function: core promoter sequence-specific DNA binding; TBP-class protein binding; general transcription initiation factor activity.